ACCGGUUGUUCCUGCACAGAUGACAACUUGGGAAGGUCUUUACUAUGUAUGGAAACCUCCAUGAGAAACAUACCAGAGGACAUCCCACAUGAUUUCACAAAAAUCCGGAUUGAAAACUGCCACCUGACUGAGUUACCUCGAGGAUCUUUCUCGAAAGUUAGUGCCUUAGAGUUCCUGUGGCUGAAUUUCAAUGAUAUCACCCUGAUGAACAUACAAAGCCUGGAUGGGCUGGCUAACCUGACUGAGCUCAGGCUGCAAGGGAACAAGCUGACCUCCGUAACAUGGACGGCCUUUCAGGACACACCGAAACUGAAGAUUUUGGACCUGAAGCACAAUCGACUGGACGUUCUCCCCGAACACGCACUGAGACAUUUACCUUCACUGACCUACUUAGAUUUGUCCUUCAAUCAGCUUAGUGUCAUAUCAAAAGAUGUCUUCAUUAAUUGGCCACUUUACCAAACAGCAGAGAAAGCGUGGGGCAAAGAAGGGCUGGUCUCCAAUGUGGUUAUGGGGCUGCAUGAUAACCCCUGGUUGUGCGAUUGCCGCCUCAAAGGCUUUGUUGAAUUCAUCAGGGAGGUCAGCCCUCCCAUCAUUCUCAUGAACUCUUAUUUGACGUGCUCGGGCCCCGCCUCCAAAGCCGACAAGUUCUUCCACGAGAUCCAGUUAAAAACAUGCAUGAAACCGGUGGCCUCUGCCCAAGAGACUAACAUCACUUUACCUCUGGGAGCAAAUGCAACACUCACAUGCUUAGUAAAGGCCAGGCCAGGUCCAACCUUUCAGUGGAUGUACCCUCUGAAGAUUAUAAGAGGAUUUGUGGCUACAGAGACUCACAUAGACGAGGAGACCUUCACCUCUCAGCUGGCGAUUCCCUCUUUUCACCUGGCAGACCGAGGACUCUAUACCUGCAUGGCCAACAACUUUGUUGGCAACUCCUCUGUCAUCAUCACGGUUAAUAUCAACCUCCCGCCACCUGUCUCCAUGUUCUCUGCCGAUGAGAACGUUCACAUUGACAUCCGCAUCUCCAAGCAGACCGUUUACGGUAUCACCCUGGAGUGGUACGCAGUAACGGGCAACCCAGCAGAAACGUGGUUCACCAUCCACUUCGGCAAAUAUGAUUCACCCAAAAAGGAGAUGACCUACAUUGGUCCCGGCAUCAACAGCUACACUGUCAGCGACCUGCUUCCUGUCACCAAAUACGAGGUGUGCGUGACCCUGAAGAAUCAUCCGCCGACGGAGGGCCAGUGCAUCGUGUUUGUGACAGGAAGUGACAUCAGUGAGCUGGAGCAAAGAGCGAGGCUCAUCCACAUUAUCGUUAUUGUGUGCGCCAUGGUGCUGGCGGUGCCGGCUGGCAUGUACGCCUGCACCACGGAGGCUAGAUUCAGCUGCGUGGAUCACUGCGUCAACCUGUGGAGGAAGCGCAGACUGCACAGCAAGAACCUGCAGGGCACGGAGAGGCAAGGAACGUUUGACAGCCUGCAGGCCGCCAGCGAUGAAAACCUGUGCAGGGACUCGGAGGAUAAGCCGAAAAAGAUGCGGAAGUCUGAGGAUAGGUGCAAAGGUGGAAGUGCAGCUCAAUUGUACUAG
Cyclopterus lumpus (lumpfish) is the source of this 1584-nucleotide messenger RNA. Its product is annotated as leucine-rich repeat, immunoglobulin-like domain and transmembrane domain-containing protein 2. The coding region runs from base 49 to 1584 and encodes 511 amino acids. The transcript has 3 exons. NCBI's taxonomy places the organism in Eukaryota, Metazoa, Chordata, Actinopteri, Perciformes, Cyclopteridae. The record is from RefSeq and is a predicted model, not a curated record. Gene Ontology annotation, molecular function: protein binding.